Messenger RNA from Vigna unguiculata (cowpea), 1766 nucleotides. RefSeq names its product cholesterol 22-monohydroxylase CYP90B51-like. NCBI's taxonomy places the organism in Eukaryota, Viridiplantae, Streptophyta, Magnoliopsida, Fabales, Fabaceae. The record is from RefSeq and is a predicted model, not a curated record. Gene Ontology annotation, molecular function: monooxygenase activity; oxidoreductase activity, acting on paired donors, with incorporation or reduction of molecular oxygen; heme binding. Gene Ontology annotation, biological process: sterol metabolic process; multicellular organism development; brassinosteroid homeostasis.
AACACCUGCUUCUGUGAUUUCACUACGUUAAAAAAAUGGAACCUCCUUUUCACCAAGUGUGAAACCUUUUCCUCUUCCUGUUCCGCACUGCACACACAUGCAACUUUCUUUUCUUUCCUUUUUCCUUUUAGUUUCCUACACAUAGAGAGAGAGAAAGAAUCAGAAGAGAAGAAAGUAGAAAGAAUCAGACAGGCUUAACCAUGUCAGACUCACACCUGACUUUUUGUUUUCUUUCUUCCAUCCUUGCUCUUAUAGUCAUCACCUUCAUUUUCACCAAAAGAAAGAAACCAACCCUUAAUCUUCCCCCUGGCCAAACGGGGUGGCCCCUCCUUGGGGAAACCAUAGGGUAUUUGAGGAUUUACAAAGCUCUUACACUAGGAGAGUUUAUGCUGAACCACAUAGCAAGGUAUGGAACCAUUUACAGGUCAAACUUGUUUGGGGAGCCAGCCAUAGUGUCAGCAGAUGCAGGGUUGAACAAGUUCAUAAUGCAGAACGAAGGGAAGUUGUUCGAGGCUAGUUAUCCUAAGAGCAUCGGUGGAGUACUUGGAAAAUGGUCUAUGUUGGUCAUAGUAGGAGACAUGCACAAACACAUGAGGAACAUAUCACUCAACUUUCUCAGCUAUUCCAGGGUCCGAACUCUACUAGUUAAAGACAUCGAUUACCAUGCCCGUCAUGUUAUUUCUUCGUGGAAACAUAAUUCUAUAGUAUCAGCUCAAAACGAAGCAAGAAGGUUCACCUUCAAUUUAGUGGCGAAACAAAUCAUGAGUUUGGAUCCUGGUCAACCGGAGACAGAAAAAUUGAAGAUAGAAUACGUCUCUUUCAUGAAGGGUGUUGUAUCUCUUUUUCCUUUGGAUUUGCCCGGAACAGCAUACAGGAAGGCAUUAAAGGCUAGGUCCACCAUUCUGAAGUUCAUAGAGGCGAAAAUGGAAGAGAGGGCGAAGAGGAUCGAAAAGGGUGAGGCAGUGGAGGAAGAUAAUGAUCUUCUAAACUGGGUUUUGACUCAUACAAAUCUUUCAAAUGAGCAAAUACUUGACUUGAUAUUGAGCAUGCUCUUUGGUGGUCAUGAAACCUCGUCGGUAGCUAUAUCUCUAGCUAUUCACUUCUUGCCCGGUUGUCCUCGAGCUAUGCAACAACUCAGGGAGGAACACGUGGAAAUAGUCGCUUCCAAGAAGAAGACAGGAGGGGAGGUUGAAUUGACUUGGGAUGAUUACAAAAAAAUGGAGUUUACUCACUGUGUUUUGAACGAAACACUUCGACUAGGGAAUGUUGUGAGGUAUCUUCACAGGAAGGCUAUUAAGGAUGUUCAGUACAAAGGUUAUGACAUUCCACGUGGGUGGAAAGUUCUUCCGGUGAUUUCAGCUGCACAUUUCGAUCCUCAACACUAUGACCAACCUCACCAAUUCAAUCCAUGGAGAUGGCAGGGAAGUAAUAGUAAAACUGAUAAUAACCAUUUCAUGCCAUUUGGAGGAGGAUCAAGGUUGUGUCCAGGGUCAGAGUUAGCGAAGGUGGAAAUGGCUGUGUUCAUCCACCAUCUCAUCCUGAACUACAACUGGGAACUUCUUGAAGGUGACGAACCUUUUGUAUACCCUUAUGUGGAUUUCCCCAAAGGUCUACCCAUCAAAAUCCAAGCUACAUCAUCCAUCUAAAGUGCAAACUCUCUCCACCUGCAACAUCAUUAGAUCUUUUCUUUCGUUUUGGUUCCUAGUUGUUUUUUUUUUUUUUUCAUUUCAUGCUUUUAGGAAAUAAAAUAAAAAACUAUGCUUGUU